AUGAAGUUGAAUCUUAGUAUCUUAUUUUUAAUUGCCAUGUUCAUCGCCUUGGUCUUUGCUGAAGGACCAGAGGAAGAUAGUGAGGACAUCGAAGUCGAAAAACGGGACGCUAACCCUGAUCCAUACUACAAGAAAUACUACAAGAAAUACUACAAACAUAAAUACUACAAACGUGGUAAACACUACAAUAAAUACUACAAACAUAAAUACUACAAACGUGAUGCUGAUGCUGAUGCAUACUACAAGCAUAAAUACAAUAAAUACUACAAGCAUAAAUACUACAAACGUGAUGCUGAUGCUGAUGCAUACUACAAGCAUAAAUACUACAAUAAAUACUACAAGCACAAAUACUACUAG
This is a messenger RNA of Entrophospora sp. SA101, 357 nucleotides long. The record is from the annotation of a GenBank genome assembly. NCBI's taxonomy places the organism in Eukaryota, Fungi, Glomeromycota, Glomeromycetes, Entrophosporales, Entrophosporaceae.